Messenger RNA from Ochotona princeps (American pika), 1260 nucleotides. RefSeq names its product carboxypeptidase A1 (gene CPA1). Bases 1 to 1260 code for a protein of 419 amino acids. The record is from RefSeq and is a predicted model, not a curated record. Gene Ontology annotation, molecular function: zinc ion binding; metallocarboxypeptidase activity. The transcript has 10 exons. NCBI's taxonomy places the organism in Eukaryota, Metazoa, Chordata, Mammalia, Lagomorpha, Ochotonidae. Gene Ontology annotation, biological process: proteolysis.
AUGCUGGUGGUGCUGGUUUUGAGUGUGCUGCUGGGGCCUGCCCUGGGCAGCGAGAACUUUGUGGGGCACCAGGUGCUCCGAAUCGCUGCUGCCGAUGCGGCCCAGGUGCAGAAGGUAGCCGAGCUGCAGGACCUGGAGCACCUGAAGCUGGACUUCUGGCGGGGUCCUACCCAGCCCGGCUCCCCCAUCGAUGUCCGAGUGCCCUUCGCCAGUGUCCAGGCCGUCAAAAUCUUCCUGGAGGCCCACGGCCUCAGCUACGAGGUCAUGAUCAAGGACGUGCAGGAGCUGCUGGACGAGGAGCAGGAGCAGAUGCUUGCUUUCCGCUCGCGAGCCAGCUCCACGGACACCUUCAACUACGCCACCUACCACACGCUGGAGGAGAUCUAUGACUUCAUGGACAAGCUGGUGGCUGAGCACCCACAGCUCGUCAGCAAGCUCCAGAUCGGCAGCACCUAUGAAGGCCUUCCCAUCCACGUGCUGAAGUUCAGCACCGGGGGCAGCCAGCGUCCCGCCAUCUGGAUUGACACCGGCAUCCACUCCCGGGAGUGGAUCACCCAGGCCAGUGGGGUCUGGUUUGCCAAGAAGAUCACUGAAGAUUAUGGGCAGGACCCAACUGUCACCUCCAUUCUUGAUAACUUGGAUAUCUUCCUGGAGAUUGUCACCAACCCUGAUGGUUUUGCCUUCACCCACAGCCAGAACCGCCUGUGGCGCAAGACUAGAUCGGCCACGUCCAGCCCCUUGUGUGUUGGGGUGGACGCCAACAGGAACUGGGAUGCCGGCUUCGGGAAAGCCGGGGCCAGCAGCAGCCCCUGCUCAGACACAUACCAUGGCAAGUCCGCCAACUCCGAAGUGGAGGUCCAGGCCAUCGUGAACUUCGUCAAGAAUCAUGGGAACAUCAAGGCCUUCAUCUCCAUUCACAGCUACUCCCAGCUCCUCCUCUACCCCUACGGCUACACCUCACAACCUGCCCCCGACCAGACUGAGCUGCAUCAGGUGGCCAAGUCUGCUGUGACGGCCCUGGCCUCGCUGUAUGGGACCGAGUACCAGUAUGGCAGCAUCAUCGACACAAUUUAUCAAGCCAGCGGCAGCUCUAUUGACUGGGCCUAUAAUCAGGGCAUCAAGUACGCCUUCACCUUUGAGCUGCGUGACACCGGGCGCUACGGCUUCCUGCUGCCGGCCUCACAGAUCAUCCCCACGGCCCAGGAGACGUGGCUGGGGCUCCUCACCAUCAUGGAGCACACCCAGACUCACCCCUACUAG